This is a messenger RNA of Malaya genurostris, 616 nucleotides long. RefSeq names its product putative ATP synthase subunit f, mitochondrial (gene ATPsynF). Gene Ontology annotation, molecular function: proton-transporting ATP synthase activity, rotational mechanism. The record is from RefSeq and is a predicted model, not a curated record. The transcript has a single exon. Lineage: Eukaryota; Metazoa; Arthropoda; Insecta; Diptera; Culicidae. Gene Ontology annotation, biological process: proton motive force-driven mitochondrial ATP synthesis. Bases 108 to 431 code for a protein of 107 amino acids.
GAACCUUUCUAUGUGGGAGAAGAGCGCAGACAGUCCGGGAGCGAAGAUUGCCUGUGAAGCAUAUUGAGUAUCGUUAGUGGAUAGAACAGAAAAAGUUGAAAAUCGUGAUGGCCUUCGGUGAUUAUCCGGCAGAGUACAAUCCAAAAGUACAUGGGCCGUACGAUCCAGCUCGGUACUAUGGUAAACCGGACACUCCAUUCGGACAAGUAAAGCUAAAUGAGAUUGGCGCUUGGUUCGGUCGUCGCGACAAAAAUCCUCGGGCCUUGUCUGGUGCCGUAAGCCGUGCUUUCUGGAGAUGGCAGCAUAAGUACUGGCAGCCGAAGCGAAUGGGAAUCGCUCCGUUUUUCCAGGUCAUUGUUGGAUCUAUGGUGUUCUUCUACACCAUUAAUUACGGUAAACUGAAGCACCACAGGAACUACAAGUACCACUAAAGAAUCGAACGGAACAGAGAACAGGAAGGCGUUAUGUAAGAACAAUACACGUCUGGGGAGGGUCAUUUCCGAAUAACAGGACCACAUCAGUAGGAAAUAGACCAGUUGGAAUGUUCUCUAUAAUUUUAUUCGGUAAUAGAUACGAAUUAUGUAAUUGAAGAAUAAAUGUGUAGAUGCACUGUAAA